This is a messenger RNA of Neltuma alba, 2295 nucleotides long. Its product is annotated as kinesin-like protein KIN-10B. The coding region runs from base 88 to 1989 and encodes 633 amino acids. Gene Ontology annotation, biological process: spindle elongation; mitotic spindle organization; microtubule-based movement. The record is from RefSeq and is a predicted model, not a curated record. Lineage: Eukaryota; Viridiplantae; Streptophyta; Magnoliopsida; Fabales; Fabaceae. The transcript has 13 exons. Gene Ontology annotation, cellular component: microtubule associated complex. Gene Ontology annotation, molecular function: microtubule motor activity; ATP binding; microtubule binding.
UGCGUUUUCAAGUUCCGUCUUCUUCUUCUUCUUGACAUCCAUUAAUCUUUGAGAACUUGUCAUUGAAAGUUGAGGCCUUUUACCCCCAUGGCAACUCUUAGCUGCUCGUUGAACAAUCCGAAAACUUCCGACUCUUGCACCCCUUUGAAACAUUCACACCCCAGGUCAAUCUCCAAGGUCAGGGUCAUUAUAAGAGUUCGACCCUUUCUUCCUCACGAAAUAUCUGCAAGAAAUGGAAACUCAAGUGCAUGCAUCUCCGUCCUGGGCCUGGAUUCUGAGUCCCCGGAGGAAAUCACAGUUUAUCUCAAAGAUCCUGAAACCAGCCGAAAAGAGUGUUAUCAGUUGGAUUCCUUCUUUGGCCAGGAGGAUAACAAUGUGGGUAAGAUUUUCCACCGAGAAGUAAGCCCUUUGAUAUCAGGUAUCUUCAGUGGCUGCAAUGCAACGGUGUUCGCUUAUGGAGCUACUGGCAGUGGAAAAACAUACACUAUGCAGGGCACUGAGGAACAACCUGGCUUAAUGCCACUAGCAAUGUCUGCGAUCUUGUCAAUAUGCCAAAGCACUGGUGGUACAGCUCAGAUUUCAUACUAUGAGGUUUAUAUGGACAGGUGCUACGAUCUCUUGGAGGUCAAAGCAAAGGAAAUUUCAGUGAUGGAUGACAAGGAUGGACAAAUUCACCUCAGGGGACUCUCUCAGGUUCCUAUACACACAAUGUCUGAAUUUAUGGAGACAUUUUCUACUGCUGUGCAGAGAAGGAAAGUUGCACACACAGGCCUCAAUGAUGUCUCAAGUAGGAGUCAUGGGGUGCUUGUGAUUUCCGUCUCCACUCCUUCCCAUGAUGGCACCAGAGGAUUUGUGUGUGGGAAGUUGAACCUCAUAGACUUGGCAGGUAAUGAAGACAACAGAAGAACUUGCAAUGAAGGGAUUCGUCUAAAAGAAAGUGCCAAAAUAAAUCAGUCUCUGUUCGCAUUGUCAAAUGUGAUAUAUGCCUUGAACAAUAACAAACCUCGAGUACCCUAUCGAGAAACCAAGUUGACCCGGAUAUUGCAAGACUCUCUUGGAGGAACUAGCCGGGCACUCAUGGUUGCUUGCUUGAAUCCAGGAGAAUACCAGGAGUCUGUUCACACAGUGAGUUUGGCUGCUAGGUCAAGGCAUAUCUCUAAUUUUGUACCUUCAACUCAGAAACAAGAGACCCCAAAAGUUAAAGUUGACAUGGAAUCCAAACUAAAAGCUUGGCUAGAAUCAAAAGGCAAAACAAAGAGCUCACAAAGACUUAGAGCAUUUAAUUCUCCAUGUUUAAGGAAAACUCCCAAGUCCGUAAACUCUGCCAAGAGAUCUGUAACCUUCGACAGUUCUGUGAAAGGAGGAGGAACUGCUAGGACCCAAGAUGCUGAACAAACAAAAGAAAGGGCUUUUGCUGUGGCCUUUAGAAAUCUACCAGAUGGUGAAGGCCCUUUUGAUUUUUGUUUGGAGAGCCCGCACCAUGGUGAUAUGUACAAUAAAGAAGAGAUUGUAGCCAGUGAGGUUGCAUCAGAAUCAAAUAAUUAUCCACUAGUUGAGUCAUUGGGCAAGAAGGAGAACUCACCCAUUAUGAACAGAAGAAAGGAUUAUUUGUCAACCACCACUGACAAUGAAAAUACAUUACGAAGUCCUCUAAGAAAAGCACUCUCUCCCAUCAAUAUCAAUGAGAACCAUAGGAACGGCACUCCGCUCGACAAAUUAAGUGCAAGAAGUUCUACAUUGAAGAACUGUCUAGUUCAGGAAUACAUUUAUUUCUUGAAUAAUGCAAGCAGAAGGGAACUGCUGGAGUUGAAGGGUAUAGGAGAGAAAAUGGCAGAAUAUAUUAUAGAUCUCAGAGCAGAAAGCCCUAUAAAAUCUUUAAAUGAUUUGGAGAAGAUUGGCCUCUCUUCCAAACAGGCAUAUAACCUGUUCACUAAAGCUGCAAGAACGCUAUUUGAAGAUAAAGCAAAAGAUGCAACAGUAACUCGCUGAUUUGGCUGUUUUUCUCUAGCCAAUAUCAAUAAUUGUACCAUUAGUCCUAACUCUCUUCUCGUUUGUUUAAAUAGCAUUAUUAGCAUAAAGUUAGGUCAUCCCUUUCCCCUAGCAACAUCCUCAAUGUUGCCUUGUGUUCGUGUGUGUACCAUAGCGAAGAAGAACUAUGUUCUUGUUUAUAUGUUAAAUUAAUAGUUUGGUAUUUUCAAAUUGAAUUAUUAUUUUAACGUCAUCUUUUAACUUUGUUCAUGUCAAGUUUUCAACUUUCAUUUGAUAUGUGCUACUGUAUUUACUCCAUAUUAACAA